UUUUUUUUAUAAAAUUUUCCUUGAUUAUGAUUCCUGUUUAGGGUUCAAGAGUGUAUGGUAGAAUUUCAAGAUUGGCGGAAGUGUCAAGCUUUGCUUAAGGAGUUUCAAGCCUGCAUGAUGAAAAAGCAGAAAAUAGAAAAAUAAUGGAUUUAACAACUUCCACAACCAUCCUUGAAGAGACAGCCUCUGUAGAGGAGGGCUGGUGGACUUAUUUAACUGACCCCAGUUAUACCCUUGUGGCUGGAAUGCUUUGUGGGUUAGCGGUCAACUUUGUUUUCAGGUUUAUGCCUCGUGAAGUCAGAAGUAUAUCUAUGCCUUCAUUUUCAUCAUUCACAGCAGGAAACUCUAAAAUGGUGCUUGUUGUGCGCACAGAUCUUGGGAUGCAGAAGGGAAAAGCAGCCGCCCAAUGCGCGCACGCAGCUCUUGCUUGCUACAAGAAAGCGUUGAAAUCACAUCCUGACGCGCUUGCUAGCUGGGAGCGGACUGGCCAAGCUAAGGUUUGCUUGAAAACUGACAGUGAAGAAUCUCUAUUGGAAUUAGCUGGAAAAGCGCGGGAAACAGGCAUUACUUGGAGUAUUGUCAGAGAUGCUGGACGCACACAGGUACCACAAACUAUUAAUAUUUUGGAUUUAAAUUCUUUCAAUUGAUUUAUAUUUUUG
This is a messenger RNA of Eurytemora carolleeae, 659 nucleotides long. RefSeq names its product peptidyl-tRNA hydrolase 2, mitochondrial. Gene Ontology annotation, molecular function: peptidyl-tRNA hydrolase activity. The transcript is spliced from 7 exons. Bases 144 to 647 code for a protein of 167 amino acids. Gene Ontology annotation, cellular component: cytosol; mitochondrion. The record is from RefSeq and is a predicted model, not a curated record. Lineage: Eukaryota; Metazoa; Arthropoda; Copepoda; Calanoida; Temoridae.